Molecule: messenger RNA, 1652 nt
Organism: Temnothorax curvispinosus
Lineage: Eukaryota; Metazoa; Arthropoda; Insecta; Hymenoptera; Formicidae
Product: protein odr-4 homolog
Exons: 8
Coding region: 115-1530 (471 amino acids)
Biological process (GO): intracellular protein localization
Cellular component (GO): endomembrane system
Source: RefSeq, a predicted model, not a curated record
GGGUGGUGCCAGUGUCGCGACUGUCGUGCACGAUUCGCGCAUUGUCGCGAUCCUGUCAUUCCUGUCAAGUUAAGAGAAGUUAAGAAAAAUCAAAGAGGAUAGCACGCGGAAGAAAUGGGACGGACAAUUUAUGCUGAGGAGCACCUUCGCACAUAUCUAGCAUCCUUAGCUAAGCCCGAUGGAUAUGUGAUAGGAUUGAUUUUAGGACAGAGUUCCGUGCAAAAGGAUUACAUUGUGCACUUAGCGAAGACACCGCCUCCUCUUAGUAAAAAUGUCGUGGAAGAAACAUUGAUUGGUUCCUCAGCGCCCGCAGAACAGGAUGUAGCGAAUACGUAUAUCAGAUCUGUUAAAGAUAUACCUAUGAGCUGGGUUGCCGAUCACGCUAAACAUGUCACAAGAAUGCUGCCUGGCGGAAUGUGGGUACUUGGCAUAUUUAUUGUCGGACCCGAGGAUACCUUAGACAAUACUAGCAAUGUGCAAAAGCUCAAAUCGGUUCUUGGUGCAAUUCACAAAACUUUGUCGUGGAAUAACAAAUACCUCUGUGGAAAUAAUCAGGAUGAGAAGCUUAUAUUAAGUUUCAACAGUGUCACGCAAAAAUAUAUUUGCAAGUCUAUAGACAUCGCUAAGGACAGUAUGUUGAAACCGGCCGAUUGGAAAUUCCAAGAAAAAGCAACCAGGUGGUAUCAACUUGAAGCUCUGGUAGACUUUGACAAAUUGUACCUCAUUGCCGCAGACAAGGAUCCCGAAACUCUCAAGAAGCAAUUACAGAAUAUCUUGACAAACGUGGUAGAUUUAAUCGAGUCUUCGCUCAUCGUUAUCGAGGGAGAGGUCAGAUCUCCGGAUGACACGUUAGAAAUAUUUGGCAAGAAAAAGAAGAACAAUAAGGAGUGUAAAAAUAAGACAAAUGAUAGCAGUAAUUCACUUCAAGUUAGCCUAUAUAUUCCUUGCUCACAAGAUAACAGUAAUAUGGAUGUAAAAACGACGGCAUGCAGCGCGUUGAUACGAUUAAUUGGACAAUUAGUCAGCAAAACAUUUGUACAUCAGAAAGCCAGUAUCGCAGAGGCCAAUACGGCUGUGAAAGAAGAUAUAGUGAGAUCUCUGGCGAGUAGAUUGGAAAUGCAUUGGGAUAGUUUGAUAGAGGAGGAAAAUGGUUCUCCCGAAGAGAAUAUCACGUUGCAUGAACCACCGAGACGAGUAUUAAUAGCAUUACCGGAAAAUAAAGUCACGUUAUCGGACUAUCUGUUUCCCGGCGAAGGGCCGCAAGAGGCGUUAUUGUCGUUGCAAGAACUUCUAGAUCUCGAAGUGCAAGAAAGUCAGGUUCAAAAAGAGGUCGAGAUACAAGCUGAUCCUACGGAAUUCUACUGCCAAAGCGAUGUCAAUACUAAACAGUUGGACAAUAAUGCCGAUAAAAUUGGAAAUUAUCAAGCGAUCGUUUAUACUACCGGUUUAAGCGUUGCGUUUAUUUUAAUGAUGAUUGCUAUCCUCGUGCACCAACUCAUGUAUAACAACUCGUACAGCAACAUGAUGUAAUAUAUGCAUUUGCGUUUUACUCACAGUGCACGUAAAACGUAGCAAUUUGUUUAUAUAAUAUAUAUAUCAUGUAAUAUACAAAUGUCCAUUUUAAAGUAAUAAUAAGUAAUAUUUGAAGUCGU